Molecule: messenger RNA, 4457 nt
Organism: Mus musculus (house mouse)
Lineage: Eukaryota; Metazoa; Chordata; Mammalia; Rodentia; Muridae
Gene: Txlnb
Product: taxilin beta
Exons: 10
Coding region: 217-2274 (685 amino acids)
Cellular component (GO): cytoplasm
Source: RefSeq, marked validated
GCCCCCUCCUUUUGUGGGCGUGUGUGUGUGUGUGUGUGUGUGUGUGUGUGUGUGUGUGUGUGUGUGUGCAGUUUCUCCCUCCUUGUAAGAACUCAGCCCUGCUGCCUGUUCCUGCUGCUGCUGCUGCUGCUGCUGCUGCUCCUCCUCUGACUCUACCACCUCUUUCCUCUCUUUUCUCUUCCUGCUUAGCUCCCUUCCUUCUGACCCCACUCCCAUAUGGAGAUUAAUCAUCCUGAUCAGCUCUCAGUGGAGCACCCAACUCCCCCAGGGGACAGCUCAUCACUCAAUCAAAACGGCCCGGGAAAGCAAGAUGGCGAGCGGUGCUCAACCUCAGGCCAAGCGCCAGAGCAAGAGGGAAGCCUGCAUCCCGAGAAGGGAGCCCAUGAUGUCGCGGAAGAGUUGAGCAGGCAACUGGAAGACAUCAUAAGCACGUAUGGGUCUGCUGCCAGUCCCCGAGGGAAGGAGAGCACCUCUGAAACUAAGGAGCAGCCCCCAAACACAGAGGCACCAGACAAUGAGGAUGUUGACUAUGAAGAAACCACUGAAGAGAUAGACAGAGAACCCACUGCUCCUGAAGAGCCAGCCGCAGCCAAAGAGCCUGUCAGCAAUAAAGAGCAAAAGCUGGAAAAGAAAAUCUUAAAAGGAUUAGGUAAAGAAGCUAACUUGCUCAUGCAAAACCUGAACAAGCUGCAAGCACCUGAAGAAAAGCUUGAUUUUUUAUUCAAGAAGUAUACUGAAUUGCUGGAUGAACAUCGCACCGAGCAAAAGAAACUGAAGCUCCUACUGAAACAGCAGGCGCAGACCCAGAGAGAGAAGGACCAGUUGCAGAGUGAGCACAACAGAGCCGUCCUUGCUCGAAGCAAACUCGAGAGUCUGUGUCGGGAGCUACAGAGGCACAACAAGACGCUGAAGGAAGAAACCCUCCAACGGGCGCGCGAGGAAGAAGAGAAGAGGAAAGAGAUCACAAGUCACUUUCAAACUACCCUGACAGAUAUCCAGACUCAGAUCGAACAACAGAGUGAGCGCAAUAUGAAGCUCUGCCAGGAGAACACAGAGCUUGCAGAAAAACUGAAAAGCAUCAUUGACCAGUACGAGCUCAGAGAGGAGCAUCUGGACAAAAUAUUCAAACAUCGAGAACUGCAGCAGAAGCUGGUGGAUGCGAAACUUGAAGAGGCUCAAGAACUGAUGCAGGAGGCAGAGGAGCGGCACAGACGGGAGAAGGAAUAUUUGCUGAACCAGGCGGCAGAGUGGAAACUUCAGGCCAAAGUGCUGAAGGAGCAGGAGACGGUGCUGCAGGCUCAGCUCACUCUCUACUCAGGAAGGUUUGAGGAGUUCCAGAGUACACUGACAAAAAGCAAUGAAGUGUUUGCCACUUUCAAGCAGGAAAUGGAUAAGACAACUAAGAAAAUGAAGAAGCUGGAGAAGGACACCGCCACGUGGAAAGCCCGAUUUGAGAAUUGUAACAAAGCCCUGUUGGACAUGAUCGAAGAGAAAGCCCUGCGAGCUAAAGAAUACGAGUGUUUCGUGAUGAAAAUCCAAAGGCUGGAGAACCUGUGUCGUGCUUUACAAGAGGAGAGAAAGGAACUCUACAAGAAAAUCAGAGAAGCAAAAAUGUCCGAAAAGGAAGACCAGGUUCAGCGCACCUCUGAGGAAGAGCCAGAGCCAAGCGUCUCUGAAAAUGAAGAGGUGGACGCAGAGGAAGCCAACAGUUUUCAAAAAGCUGUGGAAAACCUGGCCACAGCUUUUACCAUCCUUCAUCAUCCAGAGUUCACCCCAGACCAACCAACGGAAAGACAGCUGGCAGUGAAUGGUCCUCAAAGUGGAAGUGAUGUCACCCACCAGCACCCCGAAACAGCCCGUUUAAACCAUCCCAGCCUUCCCGCUGAUUCAGGGAGUCCUCGGCCCCCUGUAGGUGCUCAGGCUGUGGCGGAGGGCGUCUGUGAGGCCACACCUGCCCCUACAGCCUCCUGUACCCCUGCAGAGGCAGAGCUACAAAGUCAGGGUCUCCCUGCAGAAAAUACCCCGGGUCCGAAGCCCCAUAAACCAGAGGCAAACACUUCUGGUCAGGCCCCACUGUCCCCAGCCCAGGGCUCCCUAUCUGUAGUAGAGGCAAAAUAUGAUAUUUCACCAUCUCCAGAGAGUGAGGGAGAUUCUGCUGUGGUGCCCGGCUGUGAGUCUAGGGAGCAGCCCCCACCAGAAGUCACAGACAUCCCCGUAGGCCCUUCCACUGGACUCCCCAGAGAGCCCGAUGCUUGUCUGAAUGGAGUAGACUAAGCCUUGUUGAUUCUUCUGGCUGCUCACCUGACUGCAUCUUCCUCACAGAAGAAAGUCUGUGAAAGAAACUUCUAGGACUAGGAAGAGUUAGAGUCAAGACAUUUUUAAAGUUGUACAGAACACUUCCAGUCUUUGCUGCUGUUUGCAAUUUAUAACUAAUAUGGAAAUUCUCUGUGAUUUGGCAGCCAAACACAUCAAUAGCAAAUAUACAUUACUUUCCCAUUACAUUGGUGCCUUAAUCCAGUUUGUUAGCAGUAAGAUUUUGUAUUUAAGGACUCCCACUAUAACAAAUAAAUACACUGAAAUAUUACAUUUAUUUCCACAAAUAACCCAAUAAGAUCUAUAAUGGAUAUCCAGGUUCCAUUUAAAUAGCAUAAUAUACAGUGUACUUAUGUGUAUACACAAUACACAUAAAUACAUUUAUGUAUACACAUACACAUGUAUUUUCAUACGUGCAUAUAAAGUCAUCACACAAGUAUAUUUUGCUCCUAACAGAUUUUUCUCUAUUGCAAGAUAUGCUUGUAAAAAUUUUUCUAUCUUACUUACACUCUGGACUACAGUAGAUUAAAGCUCUAUGGAUCAGAAAUAGCACAUGUGCUACAAUGCCUGGACACAAAGAGGACCACAAGAGGCUUUUAACAGAAAGGGGAAAAAACACAAACAGGUGCUUCUGAUCUUCUCAGCCAACUUCCUCCCAACUUCCCAGCAUCACCUCCUGGGUUGAGGCAGCCGCCUCCUGGCUACCUGUGAGAAGGUGGUUGGAAAUAGAGAAAGCACCUAAGUAAGAUUUGAGAGGUUGAGUAUCCUCAGCUUAGAGGUCUCAGCCUCUUUGACUACUGAUAUCUCAAGAAAACACUUUUUGUUGUCUCUGACAUUGUCUUUAUCUCAAAGCAUCUAUUCCUUCCAAAUUUCCUCCUUUGCGUCAAUGUGUGUGCCUGGCCCACAUCUCAAUUAAUGUUAAGUAAAAUGUAUUUUUCCAAAACGGAAAUACAUACGAGCUCUCAAUAGGAGUAACAAGGCUUACAAAGCUAACACAUUUUCUGCUCUAAGAAUUUUUGAACAGGCAGAAGUACAAAAUUUUUAAAAGGGGGGGGGGGCCUCCUACUCAUAAUUCAAAAAUAACAGGCAAGGACUCCAUAGAUGUCAAAAGCAAGAAGCACUUGGGAUUACCCAAACAAGUUUUAUACUCUCAUUGUUCGCAAAAACCUCUAAUAACACUGGCAGCAUAAAAUGCUCUGCCUAGGCUCAAAGAAAACUGUACUAACAGAACAGGGAGAGGUGGGAAGGAGGGAGACAGAAGGUGCAUAAAGAGAGGACGGUCUAAUCUAACUCUAUGUUAAGAAGUUGAACACAGGUAGAAAUGUGGAUAAAGGAGGAUUCUUGAAAACUCAUCCAGGAAAUCACUCUUCAGUGGUGCACGUGGCUGCUUGCCAAUGCACACGAGGAGCUGGGAGGCAGUAGCCAUAUGUUGAAGGAAUUAUAAAACUGUAUAAAAUUUAUUUGAAGUAGACAGUAAGGGAAAGAACAAAAAUACCAUUUGGGGAAAAAAUCAGGGGAAAAAGCAUGCCAUUAUUUGAGAACCCAUGUGUUUUCAGAGGCUUUGCAUAUUAUAACCACACGGGUAUCCAGCCAAGUUCAACACCACUGGAAAUUAGACAUUCAAUUAACUCAAAGCCAAAUAUUCACUACACUAAUCCCUUCUCUCUGUUUACAGGAGCUGAGCUUCAAAGAACAGAGUAGGAUCAUCACAGUUAGGUCUCAAUCCAAGAGCUUAGGAAGACAAACAGGCAGGAGGCACUGACAUCCAAUAAAUUAAGUGUUCUCAUAUCCAAAGUUUAUUAUUUUCAUCCAAGAGGGUUUCACAGCAACAUAUCACUCACAACUGUGUGUACCUUUGGCACAGUUUCACAGACUACACCUUCCCUGAAAUCUGUAAAGCUUUAAUAUAGACUUUGGGAGAAUUAUUUUAAUAGUAAAAGAAUGUUUUAUUAUAGUUCCUUGUGUUCAAACUUGGCUGUACUAAUCAUAACAACUCAUAAGAUCUGAAAGCAGAAAAUAUAUCUCUUUUUAUGAAGUUCAUAUAACUAUUUUUAGAGAUGCCAAGUCUUUCUAGAAACACUGGAAUUAUUGCUUUCUAAAUGUAAUAACAUAAUGUUUAUACCAAUUAAAAAGGCAUUUCUUCC